Grammomys surdaster is the source of this 2167-nucleotide messenger RNA. RefSeq names its product RAB37, member RAS oncogene family (gene Rab37). Gene Ontology annotation, cellular component: endosome; Golgi apparatus. The record is from RefSeq and is a predicted model, not a curated record. Bases 21 to 692 code for a protein of 223 amino acids. Gene Ontology annotation, molecular function: GTP binding; GTPase activity. The transcript has 9 exons. Lineage: Eukaryota; Metazoa; Chordata; Mammalia; Rodentia; Muridae.
ACCUCUGACUGUCCGGGGACAUGACUGGCACACCAGGAGCUGCUACCGCUGGGGAUGGCGAGGCCCCUGAGCGCUCCCCGCCCUCCAGUCCGAACUACGAUCUCACCGGCAAGGUGAUGCUUCUUGGAGACUCGGGCGUCGGCAAAACCUGUUUCCUGAUCCAAUUCAAAGACGGGGCCUUCCUGUCCGGAACCUUCAUAGCCACUGUCGGCAUAGACUUCAGGAAUAAAGUGGUGACAGUGGAUGGUGCCAGGGUGAAGCUUCAGAUCUGGGACACUGCAGGACAGGAGCGCUUCCGCAGUGUGACCCAUGCUUAUUACCGAGACGCUCAGGCUUUGCUCCUGUUGUAUGACAUCACCAACCAGUCUUCUUUUGACAACAUCAGGGCCUGGCUCACAGAGAUUCAUGAGUAUGCCCAGAGGGAUGUGGUGAUUAUGCUGCUAGGCAACAAGGCAGAUGUAAGCAGCGAAAGGGUGAUCCGUUCUGAGGAUGGAGAGACACUGGCCAGGGAGUAUGGUGUUCCCUUCAUGGAGACCAGUGCCAAGACUGGCAUGAAUGUGGAGUUGGCCUUUCUGGCAAUUGCCAAGGAGCUGAAAUACCGUGCAGGGAGGCACCCUGAUGAGCCCAGCUUCCAGAUCCGAGACUAUGUGGAGUCCCAGAAGAAGCGCUCCAGCUGCUGCUCCUUUGUGUGACUCCCAAGGAGCUAAGAGGAGGCCCAGAGACCCUUGGGGAUGCAGUUAUUCCAACUGCCACACCAACUAGAAGCUGGGGGCUCAGUGGGCAGCCUCUGCCAGGGAGGUAGCCGUUACCCUAGUUUCUUUAUCUUCUCUGCAUCAUGGGAAGGAUUAAAUACUCACACUUUAUCUUAAUAUACAAAAACUAAUAACACAAAAGGUACUAGUAUACCCCCAAAACCGAAAUAGGUAGGAACUUGGUGGUCCUUUGCUUUCUGGGACUAAGUUCUAAAAGGCUGGGCCUCCCUCCUAGCAAGAGUGUUACUGCACCAACAUGGCACCAGGGGGCGCCAAAGCACUGCUAGGGCGUGGGAGCUGGUUGUGACCCCACCCCCACCCCAUCACCAAUCCUCACUAAGGAGGUGAAGGAGACCCCAGACUUUUUCCAGCUCCCAGAAAGACAGCCUUUCCCAAUAAGAAGGGUUUUAAUCCUGGGAGCUAGUCCAAAGCCUCAGGAAAGAUAGACAUGGAGAUUGUCAUAACAAGAAUAGCAGUUACUAGGGUGACACUGCUUGGCUACCUCUGGUUUUCCCAACCCUCCUCCUGGAAGCGUGCACACGCUUUUUCUCCAGCACACACGCACAGUGGGGCACCUGAAAACAUCCCUUCCUGUUCUCUGGACCCCACAUCCCAGGGGAUGCCCUGGUCUCCCAUGGAACCUCUCUCAUCAGCUUUCCACCUGGGUUCCUAGACACCAGAGGUUAGAGUCUGGAAAAAAAUUCCCCUCCCUCCCAAUCCUGAGACAAGGUGUACAGCACCACAGCUAUUUAAGGCAGAGGUCAGAGCCAGAUAAAGAACUCGUUGGCUCCUAGAACGGGUGGGAGGCAGAACGGAACAAACCCAUCGUCCACUUUUUCCCAUUAAGCCCCAGCUCACCUCUUGAACUUCAGACCAACACUAGGGCAAAAUGGUUUUAUCUCUUCCUCUUCCACUAGAUCAGGUUGAGAGGAUUAGAAGUUGUCCUUUUGGGGGUGAGUUGAUGUAAUGUGUACGGAACAAGGUAGUGUGGGCAAGUCUGGGGUACGGAGAGGGACAACAAAGAAGCCCUGGAGGCCCAAGACCAUGUGUACCAAAGCUCUGACCUCACCCUUAGAACACUUGGAGGUGUGCAGAUCCGUGACCUACAGAAAGCUUUACUACAUCUCUGGAAGUUGGGCAGAGAUGGAAGUUCCAAGAAUGUAUGCAUUGCACGUUUCUGAGGUUACUGUAAUUUGCUUUCAAGGCAGAAAUCUUGCUCCCAGAGCAAAGUCAGCACUCUAAACUUGGAUUGAUAAGGAACUUCUCUGUGACCAUCUCACAGGGAGAUCAGGGAGGAGCCUGGGCUCCCAGUUCUCUUCUGGGGCUCUGAGCAGAUUGCCUGAGCUCUAGUCACAUAGCUCUGGGCCUCUGGCAUUUGUGCUUUUCAGAAUUAAAUUGCAAUAUUUUGGAAAAUA